CCAUAGGGCUGCGAGGUCAGAGUGUGCCUGCCUUGGGGUGGGUUUUCUUUUCCCUACGCCAGCUCGGGGUGACGAGGUGACGCUGCUGGGCGGUUCCACGUGUUAUUUGCUUCCUUCAAGGCCAAAAUAUAUGAGCAGGAUGAGUAAAGGCAUGGAUCACGCAGGGAUUCCCAGCAGGGUGGGAACAGUAGGGGGUCAGGUCAGCGGGUUCCCCCCACUCGACCCCCUCCUGCACCCACCCUGCCAAGCAGAGAUCGCCCAUGGGUGCCCUUCCUGGGAUGGCAGCGUCGGAGCAGUGAGCAUCAUGGUGAGCUUGCACUUUGCACGGCCAUGCAAAGGUGUGUGGUGUUCACCGAACCCUGGUUAAACGUGAGCACUGAUAAGGCAAUCCAGAAAUAACCCAAACCCUGACUCGCCAGCACCUGCGGCACAGGGGGUGGGAAUUGCAAAGCCAAGGGAUUUCCAGGUACCCAAAGCAAGGUUGGGUGAGUGCAAAUGAGCCCGGUAGCUUCUGAAACCACGGUGGUGGCAGGUGGCAUCUCUCUCCCCCUCCCGCCCUCCUCCGGUAACCAGGCGCCAUCUCUGCAAACAAAGGGGAGGGUGUGGGACGCGGGUGAUGGUGACGGAAGAGCAGAGAGGAGCGUCCAGCAGUGAAACCCCACCCGGGGCGGGCGCUGGCAUUGGCCCCGCCAGCCCAUAUAAAGUGCAGGUGCACCCAGGUGUAAGCUGAUCCCCCAAGGGCUGCGAGCAGCGAAGGGUGACGGUGACGGUUUCGGUCCGUGAGUUCCUCUCCGCCAUCGUGAGGAGAGAGGCAAUCAAACCGACCACCAUGUCGAUGGGCCUGGAGAUCGGCGGGGUCUCUUUGUCAGUGCUCGGUUGGUUAUGCAGCAUCAUCUGUUGCGCGUUGCCCAUGUGGAGGGUGACGGCCUUCAUCGGCAACAACAUUGUGACGGCUCAGAUCAUCUGGGAAGGGCUGUGGAUGAACUGUGUGGUGCAGAGCACGGGGCAGAUGCAGUGCAAGGUCUACGACUCCAUGCUGGCCCUGCCGCAGGACCUGCAAGCUGCCCGCGCCCUCCUGGUCGUCGCCAUUGUCUUGGCCGUCCUCGGCAUACUGGUGGCCAUCGUGGGCGCCCAGUGCACCCGUUGCGUGGAGGAUGAGAGCACCAAAGCCAAGAUCACCAUUGUCUCCGGCGUCAUCUUCAUUCUGUCUGGCAUCAUGACGCUCAUCCCCGUCUCCUGGUCGGCCAACACCAUCAUCCGGGAUUUCUACAACCCGCUGGUGCUCGACGCGCAGAAGAGGGAGCUGGGCACCUCGCUCUACGUGGGCUGGGCAGCCUCCGCCCUCCUGAUGCUGGGGGGGGCCCUGCUCUGCUGCUCCUGCCCCCCCAAAGACGACAGGUACCCCACCGGCAAGGUGGCCUACUCGGCCCCGCGCUCCGCCGUCACCAGUUAUGACAAGAGGAACUAUGUCUGAUCCCCGCCGGUGCCCCUCGACGGCCCCUGCACCCUAACCCCACCCUGGCACCCUCAUCACCCUCCGUGGGGAGCGGGGGACGGGGACAACAUGGUGGAGGGGGGGCGCAAAGGAGGGGACGGGGCAGCCGUGGGGUCAGGGCUGGGCUGUGUAAAUAGAGACGGUUUCGGUUAAACAUGAGGCGGUUUCGGGUCGGCGGGAGAAGUGGUGCCCGAAGGUGUCCCUGCCCGACAGGACAGGAUGGGGAAGGGGACCGUUUCCCCCCCCUUGGGUCCCCCCUGUCGCCGCCGGCGCGGCUCCGUCUGUCCCUGUUACGCGUGGUCUGUACGGUUACAUUGGUCAAUAAACCUGUCCUGUUUUGGUACUCGAGUGUCCUUGGAGCUGGGGGGGCAGAUUCCACCGC
Cuculus canorus (common cuckoo) is the source of this 1877-nucleotide messenger RNA. It is a transcript of the gene CLDN3, whose product is annotated as claudin 3. Gene Ontology annotation, molecular function: structural molecule activity. The transcript has a single exon. Gene Ontology annotation, biological process: cell adhesion; bicellular tight junction assembly. Bases 830 to 1474 code for a protein of 214 amino acids. Gene Ontology annotation, cellular component: plasma membrane; bicellular tight junction. The record is from RefSeq and is a predicted model, not a curated record. Lineage: Eukaryota; Metazoa; Chordata; Aves; Cuculiformes; Cuculidae.